Molecule: messenger RNA, 4845 nt
Organism: Cherax quadricarinatus
Lineage: Eukaryota; Metazoa; Arthropoda; Malacostraca; Decapoda; Parastacidae
Product: protein JTB
Biological process (GO): mitotic cytokinesis
Cellular component (GO): centrosome; cytoplasm; midbody
Source: RefSeq, a predicted model, not a curated record
ACCUGAAUAAACUUACUCACACAGCUCCGGGAAGCAGUGCUCAAUACGGGGUCCACUGCAAUAGCCCUAUAAACCCCCAACAAGAUGAUUGAGUCUUGUUCCAAGAAGCGAAUGGUUAUAGCCAUUGCCUGUCUUAUUGGUUUAUCCGUACUUGUGCUAAUUGUGGAGAACGAACUAGCCCCCAAUGACACUCGACCUCAUACCCACACAACUCCACACCCAAAUGUGACGCAGCGGGAGUUUUGUUGGAUUGUAGAAAAAAUGGAAGAAUUGGAAGAAUGUCAACCUUGCACUGACCUUGAAAUCAAAAGUGGCAGUCCAGCAGUGUGUACGUCUGCUAGCUAUCGCCAGAAAGUUAAAUGCAUGAAAACUGGAGAAGUCUUUCGAAAGUGUGACCGUGUGAUGUGGCUUGAAGAGCGACACUUCUGGACAUUUGAAGCUGUGGUGGGUGUAGUAGGCUUCGUAGCUGGGCUUGCAACAAUGGCACGACAAAAAAUCCUCGACCAUCGUGUUGUGCAGAGAAUACAACGGCAGGUAGCUGCAGGUGUUUGAUUAUUUAUUUAGAUGAUAGAUAGGAUGAUUUUUGUAAAUAAAUCUCAAAAAUAUUUUGGCUUACCCAUAUUUUAUUUAUAUCUGCACAGCUAAUAGUACAGUAGUGAAAAAAUGCUAAUGAGUACUAAUAUACAGGUUUACACAUAAGUAAAUCAACCAAGUAGUAAUUAGGUUUACUUAAACAUUAAAAUUUAAUUUUGUAUUGGGCUGGAACAAAGGAUUAAUCAAAUAGAAAAUGCAAAUGCUAAAUAAUCGACGUGGGUUUAGCUUGCUUUGUGAAGAUGAUAAUGAGAGUCAUAAAGAGAAUGUAGAAAUUCUAGGCACCAUAAUAUUUUUUAAUUUUUUUAUUUUUUUACAUAAGCUAACAUUUUAUUAAACUAAACUGUAUUACACCAUGGUUAACUUUUUAAAGACAGCCCAACUUAAAAAAAAAAUGAAUAUCAGUUGUGUAAAUACGUAACUUGCUAUGCAUUUCUUCAGUUCUGUAACUGUUCUCUUCCAAAUUUUGUAUGGUAUGCAGCACCUUAAUCAACUUUUGUCUUCUUCAUUCUGUGCAAAACUUUUGCUGCCUUUCUCUGUAAUGAUGAAUCAUUUUUAAUACCUGAUUGUCAUUUUGUUUAAGUUUUGAUGCUUGGUGUUUUAAAGCUCAUUUGUAACAAAACGUGGUAUGCUGUAAACUAUGGAAACUUUGAUAUGAAAUGAGUGAUUUAAUAUUUUUUUCUAAUUACCUCAUAGCAAGUUCCUUGAUAAUGAAGCAAUUGCACUUUCUGUGACAGCUUUUAAGAGUUGAACAAAAUGACAGAAUAUAUAUGAUAAAGGAAGUGGAUGUCUUCACACUGUAUGAAAUUGAGAAAUGGUGCAUUGAAUAUAAGAAUUAAGUGAGUGAUAAGUCAACACUAAAUAUUACAAAAAACACUAGUUGUCCUUCCACUAGUGCAGUAAUAUAAAAGUUUGGGAUACUUAAUACACACAAAACAAUUUAUCAUUUUUACUAGCAUAUAAACACAAUCUUUGGUCUAGAGGUAUUAUAUAAUAAAUAAUCUUUAAUAUAUUAACAUCUAAUAAAAACCUAUUAUCUCUGGUACAUAUAUAUAUACAUGUUACAAUAAUAAAUUAUAAUUACUUUGUACAGAUAUAUACGUACAUAUAAAUCCUAAAAUAAUAAAUUAUAAUUAGUUUACGACCCUACCACACACAGGGGUACAACUCUUGACACUACUGUGUCACACUCAGUCACUAAUUACAUGGAGUUAUACUACACUCCUGUCUCAUGACACCCUUAUCUGUUAUGACGCUCUUUCUCUGUGUCACACGACACCCUUGUCCGUGUUGUGAUGCUCCUUCUCUCCAUGACACUAUUGUCAGUGUUACACUACAACAGCGUCAGCUCUGCGUCACACACACGUGUCUACUGUGUCACACUUGACACCCUUGUCUCUGUGUCACACACUCGGCUAUCACCCGCAUAGCGUCUUUCUUCUCAGAGGCCAGCAAUCUGUCACAUGACACUAUUCGUCAGUGUCACACUACGAUCCUGUCUCCUUCAGUGUCACAUGACACCCUCGUCUCUCAGUGUUCCACUAUGAUCCUAUUAUCGUACUUCAGUGUUACACUCUGUCAUACUUCCUUCAGUGUCACACUACGGUCCCAGCCUUUUUCAGUGUCACACUCCGACCCUAUCUUCAUUCAGUGCCACACUACAACAGCGUCAGCAUGACUUGGCCCACAGUUGACUAGAGUCGGUGGUGAGUCCGUAGACAUCACCUACAAUUGUACUCCUUGAGGUAGUCUUGUAAAUACUCUCUAAGGCCAGUAGAUGUACACCGUAAGGUGGUCUGGUGAGUACUGUCUACUGCCUCUAAGACCAGUUGAUAUACACCGUAAGGUGGUCUGGUGAAUACUGCUUCUAAGGUCGGCUCAGCAGUCCCCACAUUGGGUCUGAUGACGUACCCAGUGGUACUGCCGGCCAGCAGGUUAACAAUCUAACCACUAGUUUGGCAGGGGGCCGUCACACUAAAAAAUCAUAAUUUUUUAAAAAUAUUCUCCAGCUGACCCACCCUAAUGUGCUUGCUUUGUCUGCCCUCCUCUCUGAUGGCUCCAAAUUUGCUGCAAUCACACUCUGGCUUCUUAACUAAUGUUAAUUGGCUUUAUCAGCUGCAGUACUCUAUUCCUGUCUCAACACUUACACCUCUCACAUAACCUCUCCAUUCUAUCUCUUUCACUUCUGUGCAGCACUGUAUGACCUGUACAGGUUUAAUUCUAUUUUUGAAUAUAAUAAUCACACUGAUCACCAUGUCUAGUGGCUUUGAAAAGUGACGAAAGCUUAUAUCAUAUUCUUACAUGUUUUUCAGUUAUACAUUAAAACUGAGCAUAAUAUUGUUUCCUCAGCUUUGGCUGCCAUUUAUUUCUGGGAGAAAUGUCCUGUUCUCAGUUCUGCUGAUGAUUUGAUAGUUUUAUGAAUGCAUCCAAUUUUCUUGUCUCUAUACAGAUAACUUUGCAUUUUUCCUUGGAAGAAUAAUUGAUGUCUUUGUAAGACAACUCAUAUUUUGAUCAUUCCACAUUGAUAUGUCCUGUACUGAGUACUAAAAGUUUAAACCCCUAAUUUCAUGUAUGUUUAGUAACUUUUUUUAGUUUAAGCACAGUUUUUAAUUUUUUUUAGUUGUGUAUUGCACCUGGUGUAUUAAACAUUUAUUGUAAUUUAUUUAUUGAUCAACCUAGUCAUAUAAAUGGCUGGUUUAAAGUUAAUCAACAUUAUCAAUACACAUAUAUGUACUUUAAAAAGGGAGGGUUUGUAUAUAUUUUCAUUAUUUUAAACAUGUAUGUGUAUUUUCCAGCACCUAGUAAUCAUUCUGGAUGUAUACAGAAAUCAUAUUGAGUUUGGAUCCUGUGUUGUGUUACAAUAAUAAUAUAGCCAUAUACAUUAGUAGCAAUAACAGUUAGUGAUAUCGUAAUACCCUUCAGCAUCAUAAUUUUUACUCCAAAUGUAUAGUAGUACAGUAUAUCAUGGAUUAUCCAUUCCUCACUAGGACGAGGGUACACAGGAUUAUACCAUUGAUUAUCUGGCCCAUUCAGGGAUGAGGGUGAAUUAUUUUAUAGAUGAACAAGUUCUAAACCCCUAAGAGUGGAAAUGAGGCUUGAUCUAAAGGUGAGGGUAGCCUCACUUAAUAGGAUCAAGAGCCAUUUGCCAACAUCAAGCACACCUUCAAGGGUGUAAUUAUACAGUAUUGAAGAAAAUCAUAAUACCUAGAGUGCAGUCAACCUUGCUGCUGUGUUGUAGUAUGUUCAUCAAGGUAUCACUGUUGAGCUGUAGUAAUGUUCAUCAAGGUACCACUUGAGCUGUAAUAUGUUCAUUAAGGUACCACUGUUGAGCUGUAGUAUGUUCAAGGUACUACUGUUGUUCUGUAGUAUGUUCAUCAAGGUACCACUGUUGAGCUGUAGUGUGUUAAAGGUACCACUGCAAGAAAACAGUUCCUCAUACAGUUUUCUUUUCGUAUAAUACCUUGUGUGAUUGAGUAAUUAGUCAUUGUAGUGGCUCCCCAAAAAUGUUAAUUAAAGCACUGCUGCAUUAUCCUUCAGUAAACUAAGAAAAUGUUAGGUUUGUAAAACACUUGUAGUUUAAUAUAUAGUACAACAUGUUGAUGAUAUCCUAUAAACCAGUGUUUCUCAAACAGUGAGCCAUGGCCCCCCCUGGGAAUCAUGAGCAGGGCAAGCCAGUAAAUCAUUGAUAGAACUGAUUGAUGGGAGGAGUGGCUGGUAAUACCAAUUCUAGUUGAAAGACAGAUUUUUUUCAGUGAUUGGUAACAAUUCCAUAACCAAAUCAAAUGACAUAGCAAAUUUUGUUCCACACUUCUGAGGUCUGCUAUAAAGGAGUGCAUUAUAUCGAGGAUUUACUGUACAACUAGUCGGUGCUGUUAAUGUAAUAACAUGACUAGUAGCUGGUCUGGCUGAGAAACACUGCUCUAUAUUGUAUUUGAUACAUUGAACUGACUGUUGUAUGGUUAUUUGAAGAUUUUAUUUUAAUAUUCAUGUUACUAUAUAGCAUAAACAUUUAAGAAAUGGCUGUAUUUACAUCUUUUCACGUACAUUUUUUUAAUCUGAAUAACGUGUAUAGAAUGUAGUGUCAUAUUUAAAAAUCAGGUUCAUAAUAAUUUCUGAAAACUCUAGUGCCAAUUAGCUGUAAUAGCCAACUUGAUGAAUAAGGUCAAUUAAUUUUUUUGUAAUCAGUGCAUAACAAAGCAAAUAACUGCAGGGAAAUUGUAAAUUUGUUACAUUCAUAGUAAAAGUAAAAUCCUG